GAGACCGUGAUUUCAACGUGCUCGCUAUUCAAGUCAUGGACUGCAGCGAGCGGGGGAACCAUUAGGAGCCGGUGGCAAAAACCCGCUUUAUUUGCAACACACGGACGAUGCCGCUGCUGCUGCCACACCACCCGGAUCGGACACACGCUCCCUGACAGGAGGAAUUAUUACUAAUAGCUGCGUUUAUGUAAUCAAUACAAACGGAUUGCUUUUUGGGGGAUAUAGCAUCCCGAGGAUUCUUUCCCUUUCUACUUGAUUGAAGAUACUGUAUGUGCCAUAUGCUCUGCGAUUUUUAGAGCAGCCUAUGGCAAUCCGCUCGUCCUGAUGCGACGCGUGUGAUGGUUGCAGUGGGACGGAUAUACUUAAUUUUUUAUCCAAUAGGCGUUCUCCGGGUUUUUUUUGUAGGACGCUUGUGCACCCUCUUUCUACACUGACCUUAACAAUGCUUUAAAUAGGUAAUUGUUAAAUGUCAUGUCUGUCUUCUGAUCCUGUUCAUUUGUUUUUAAGGGGGGGACAUAUUCGCAAAAACACCACAAAUCCACCAGAUAUUUGUCCACUUUGGUUUGUUCUUUUGGUUCGAUUUUGAGGGAGACCACCGGUGGGAGUCAAAAAUCUGGACUGUGACUGGUUUGGGGGCCUGAUACAGACUUGAUCCCCCCCCCCCCACCAUCAAAAACUCUGCAGGAUUUCCUCCUCCUCACUCCAGAGGAAUAUCUUCCAAGUCCAGGGGGGUUACACUGCUGGUUCCUCUGAGGGGGUUUUCAUCGGCGCUCAUCACAUCCGAGGGAAUGGUGGCCGCACCGCACAUCCACGCAACUCUUUCUGAAUGUUUGGCGUUUUUUCGCAGGCGAGCAUCUUGACUUGUGAUCGAGAGAGACGCGGACUGCAGCAGCCUCCUUUUCACAUGGAGAUUUGUGCCUCGGUCGUACUGCAAAUCUUAAAUACGGGGACCGGGGCCCUGCUGGUUUUUCCUUCACUGCUCUCAACCCCGAUACCCUUUAUUCGAGAAAAUGCAGAACACAACCAGCAGAUGAACUAUGAAUGCUGAACACAAUGAUCUCCUCCCUCCAGCGCCAGACAAUGAGAGGUCGUAGGCUGAAGGGGGCGCUGUCCAACCCCCUCUUUGUGCUGCUCUUGGCCCUUCAGAUCCUGGUGGUGGCUGGGCUGGUUCGUGCUCAGACAUGUCCUUCUGUUUGCUCAUGCAGUAACCAGUUCAGUAAAGUCAUAUGCACCCGCCGCAGUCUACGGGAUGUCCCCGAUGGCAUUUCCACCAACACUCGCUACCUGAACCUACAGGACAACCUAAUCCAGGUCAUCAAAGUAGACAGUUUCAAACAUCUGCGCCAUCUGGAGAUACUCCAGCUGAGCAAGAAUCACAUCCGCAGCAUUGAAAUUGGCGCUUUUAAUGGACUGGCCAGUCUUAACACCUUGGAGCUCUUUGAUAAUCGGCUCACGACAAUCCCCAAUGGCGCAUUUGAGUACCUGUCCAAGCUGAAGGAAUUGUGGCUACGGAACAACCCCAUUGAAAGUAUACCAUCUUAUGCCUUCAACCGAGUCCCCUCGCUUCGAAGGCUGGAUCUAGGUGAGCUCAAACGUCUCUCCUAUAUUUCUGAUGGGGCCUUCAAGGACUUGAGCAACUUGCGCUACCUGAAUCUGGGAAUGUGCAACCUCAAGGAGAUCCCAAAUAUCUUACCUUUGGUCAGGCUUGAAGAGCUCGAAAUGUCAGGAAACCUGAUCACUGUUAUCAAGCCCAGCUCCUUUACAGGAUUAGCUAACCUCCAGAAGCUGUGGAUGAUGCAUGCUCAGAUCCAAACUAUUGAGAGGAAUUCUUUUGAUGACCUUCAGUCACUUGUGGAGCUCAACCUGGCACACAACAAUCUGACCUUUCUACCACAUGACCUCUUCACCCCGUUGCAUCGCCUAGAGCGGGUCCACCUUCACCACAACCCUUGGAACUGCAACUGUGAUAUCUUGUGGCUCAGCUGGUGGCUGAAGGAGGCAGUACCUGCCAACACCAGCUGCUGCGCCCGUUGUCAUGCUCCUACAGCCUUUAAAGGUCGCUAUAUUGGGGAAUUGGAUCACAGCUACUUCCAAUGUGAUAUUCCUGUCAUCGUUGAACCACCAACUGACUUGAAUGUGACUGAAGGCAUGGGGGCAGAGCUUAAAUGUCGUACAAGCUCACUGACAUCCAUCAGCUGGCUGACACCAAAUGGUUCGUUGGUGACACACGGGGCUUAUAAGGUGCGCUUAUCUGUACUCAACGAUGGGACACUGAACUUUACGACCGUCUCAAUGCAGGACACUGGGACUUACACUUGUAUGGUAAGCAACACAGCAGGCAACAUUUCUGCCUCUGCUGUGCUUAAUGUCACUUCUGUGGAAAACAGCGGGGUGACCUAUUUUACCACAGUCACAGUGGAGACCAUUGAGACCCCAGGAGAUGAUAGCCAAACGCCGCUUCCCCCAUUUGGCUGGGUAUCAUCAUCAACGACAAAAGGUACUCCUGUUUCCACAAGGACCACAGAGCGGACUUAUACCAUUCCAGUUCUUGAUCUGGAUGGCGAGGGAGCCCUCAAUGGCCUGGAUGAGGUGAUGAAAACCACCAAGAUUAUCAUUGGCUGCUUUGUGGCCAUCACGCUUAUGGCUGCUGUAUUGCUGGUUAUUUUCUACAAAAUGAGGAAGCAGCAUAACCAGCAGGAUCCUGAUGGGCCUGCCUCCUCCAUGGAGGUUAUCACUGUUGAAGAAGAGCUUGCAGGUGUCGCUGCCAUGGAGAGACACCUAUCUCUGCCCCCUCUAGAGCACUACAACCACUACAACACCUACAAGAGCACUUACCACCACCCUCCCAUGCUCAGUACCAUACACAGCUCAGCGACACAGGAACCUUUACUGAUUCAAGCCUGCUCAAAAGACAAUGUACAAGAGACCCAAAUCUGAUCUUGAAUUUGACUUAAUAUACAGUAUCAGCAGUUUCAUACUUGGAGUACAAUGGACCAAAACAUGAAAAUAAAAUAAAUCAAAGUGACAUUGACUUGACACAGUUGAUGUCGAUAAUGUCGAUAAUACAGCAUUUGGCAAAGGGACGACAUAUGAUACUUUAACAAGUGUCUUUACAAAAACAAAGAUUAUUUAUUAAAAGUAUGUCUAGUGGCUAAAUGAAGAAAAACAAUUUGUGAUAGCUUUUUAGCUCAUUUUAUUUCUCUCUAUCUGUGUAAUACUGCACAAGGGAAAGAAUGGUUUACUAAAGGGUAAUAUAGAAUGCAUCACAUGCAGCUCAAGUGAAACUACAGAAGUAAUUGACCUAACACAAAAAUCAAUGCAAUGCUUUUAUUAUAAUUAUUUUUCUUAAAGAUAAUACUCUGUUGAAAGGCAUUGCUGUAUUAUUUAUCAACAUUUAUAUGCUUUUUGCUGGAAAAAAAUCCUGUCCUUUUUGGGCAGAGGUUUAUGAAAAACAAAAAACACAAAUUGGGUUUGUUCUCAUUGCCAUCUUAUUCUAGCUGUCAUUCAACCCAAAUGAGAUCUUUUAAUGACACUGCUCUGGAUGAUAUCGCAGUGAAGCCAGCAUGCCUGAGGAGCAAAGCAGCCAAAUGAGCAAAUGUGCAUUUCCCCUGUGGCUCCUAAACAGCCAUACAUCCCUCUUUUUAAUUAAGACUAAGUUCUUGCUUCCACUCCUCCUACCUACCCUAUACUCUUCUGCCUUUACUGCUUCUCUCCUUCUCCUCCUCUGUCUCUGAACCCUCCAUCAUCCUUGUCUACUGUCCCUCUGCUUUAUCCCCACUCUCCUUUUCUUGCGUGUCCUCCCUGUGUCUUUGAUUGCCUCCUUGUCACUUAGCUCGGGCACGUUCCUCACCCCUCGCCAUGUCUCAUUUGUCUCGCUUUAUCCGCCGGCAUGUGCCGCACGACUACAGAAUAUUGCUUGAGAAAAUGAAGGGGAGCAUAAGGCUGCGGUCCGUAGCCUCCCUGUUAACCCAGUAAUGAUCUACGUCCACUCAGUGUCGCGUUACCUUGCCAUCACCCCAGGGUCACACGGGCUUGGUCGCUGAUAGUCCAUCUGUUAUACAGAUAAAGAGGCAAAUGAGGCUGCUUUGUAAUGUAGUGUGACCCUGUCAGGCUAACACAGACAGGGCUAACAUAGCCAGUGAAGCAGUGAGGAUCCUGCAACAAAAUAAGGGGAGAUGGGUUAUAGCUCAUUAAUCUGUAUCAGCAGUUCAUUUGCAGACUAACAGAGGAAAGCUGAUAACAAAACAGCGUGAGACUUUUCCACUCUCCGUGUGCCUAACAUCUAACAGGGGAUAGAGGCCUUUGAUAUUGAAGCGACCCCUGCACAGUCUCAUUUUUGUCAGAGAAAACACACACACUUUGAUGUUGAAUCAUUUAUAGGCCAUCAAAAAAUUGUCUCUCCUGUAGUCUGUUUACGCUCUGCUUUUUCAUUUAGUCCUUUCAAAGAGGGAGGCUUAAGGAAGGGGGAGGCAAGGAUGAAAAGUGAAGAACAGUGGGUGAGGAGGGGGAGGGGGAGGGGGCGCAGCCAGGCUCACAACGGUCAUGAGGGGUCUUCAAACAGAGAUAUUGCAGAUAUGAAGGCAGAGGAGUGAAAAAAAAGAUAAGGAAUAAGGAGGCAAAACUAGCCAUCAGACUGUCGCCAUGGAAACAGUGACCUUGUGCAGAAAGUAAGAAGAGGUAGAUAUGCCUGUCGCUUUGGUGUCUGUGCAACAGGCAUUUUUAAUUUCCCAUAGGCGAUUUCACAAAUGUGGACCUUUAUCAAAAACACUCUCAUGUGGAAUGUAUAGAAACAAGGGUUUUGAUGAAACUGGACAGAAGAAUGACGUCACCUUUGCGGAGCAGCGCACUGUUUCAGUUGCUUAAAUGAAAUAAAUCACCACAUGGACUGAAACAUUUUGUAAUUUUACUGUCCAGUAGUUCUCCUCGCCUUAUUGAUUUCCAUCUCUGUGAAGACAGCCGCCAUAGCUUUUAGCACGAGCACAUUCGAGCGUUGUCACACACAAAAUUGUACUCCUGUUCUUCUUCUCUCAAAUGUACUUUUUUCAUUUUGUACAAUGAAAAAUAGCGGGGUGAGCAAAGACGGUCAAAGCAAAACAUACAAAAUAUAACAGUGAUCAUGAAAGACAAGGCUGUAAGUGGAGCAGCAACAACUGACAGAAACGUUUCGAGCGUAUGCCUGUCACUGAAUGACUUGAAUGACGAGAAUAUCAAUGGUGACUUUAAUGAGUAAACCAUUCUUUCCCUUUCCACUACUUUUUCAAUGCUCAAUUCCUUUUCAAUGCUUUUGGUGGCUUAAUGAUUCAAUGUUGAUGCUGGCUACAGUGGAAAAAAAGGUUGAGAUUUUUUAUAUAUAUAUAUAUAUAUUUGGGGAUGAGGCCUGUGAGUUGAUUCAGAAUGAAUGGAAUAUCUCUGUUUUGGUAUUGAGCAGGAUGGCUUUAUUUGGGCGAGAUAUUUGAAUGCCAGAAUGAAAUUAAGAUGGAGCUGCGGGAGGUGGGACUUGAAAUACCAGCAGAGUGAGCUUGAUUUUCGUGCAAAAACCCGAAGCCAAGGUGAUCAAAUUCUUGUGUGUUAUUCUGCCAACUGUCUAUGUAUGGGGGAGGUGGGGUGGGGAGGGUUACUGUAUGUGGGGAACAUCCUCUCUCAUUUUUGGAGAGAAUAAUCAUCAAAUGGAUAAAUUUCUACAAAAAAAAAUAUUUUCAAAAACAUAAUGCAAAAAAAAAAAAUCUUCAGAUCAUAAUUUUACAUGUGCUUCAAUUGUUAAAAAAAAAGAUGAAAAACAAAAAACAAAAAAGAAGAAAAAAAAAACACAAGAGACUGUGCUUGUAAGGAGUCCAACUAAUUUCUCUGAGGAUGAUGUUCAAAUAUUGAUACCUGAGAUUGUAGUUCAUACUGUACAUGAAUACAAAUAAAAAUUGCAAUUCUUUUUUUCCAUUAGA
This is a messenger RNA of Labrus mixtus (cuckoo wrasse), 5936 nucleotides long. It is a transcript of the gene lrrc4cb, whose product is annotated as leucine rich repeat containing 4C, genome duplicate b. The record is from RefSeq and is a predicted model, not a curated record. Gene Ontology annotation, molecular function: cell-cell adhesion mediator activity. The transcript has 2 exons. Gene Ontology annotation, cellular component: plasma membrane; glutamatergic synapse; postsynaptic density membrane. Bases 1042 to 2937 code for a protein of 631 amino acids. Gene Ontology annotation, biological process: synaptic membrane adhesion; modulation of chemical synaptic transmission; regulation of axonogenesis. NCBI's taxonomy places the organism in Eukaryota, Metazoa, Chordata, Actinopteri, Labriformes, Labridae.